GGGGAGAGACAGACCUGGGAAACACAGUGCUCCUGAGAGAAGGAUGCCACAGCUGAGCCUGUCCUGGCUGGGCCUGGGCCACACAGCAGCCUCUCCAUGGCUGUUGCUGCUGCUGGCUGGGGCCUCCUGCCUUCUGGCUUACAUCCUGACACCAAUUUAUGCUGUUUUUGAGAACUCUCUUCGCCUCCGCUGUUUCCCACAGCCCCCCAAACGGAACUGGAUCUUGGGACACCUAGGCCUGAUCCAGAGCUCAGAGGAAGGACUCCUGUACAUCCAGAGCCUGGUGCGGACCUUCAGGGAUGCAUGCUGCUGGUGGGUGGGGCCGUUGCACCCUGUCAUCCGCAUAUUCCACCCUGCUUUCAUCAAGCCUGUGGUCUUGGCUCCAGCUUUAGUUGCCCCCAAGGACACAGUCUUCUACCGUUUCCUGAAGCCGUGGCUAGGGGAUGGCCUCUUGGUGAGUACUGGUGACAAGUGGAGCCGCCACCGUCGCAUGCUGACACCUGCCUUCCAUUUCAACAUCCUGAAGCCCUAUGUGAAGAUUUUUAAUGACAGCACCAACAUCAUGCACGCCAAGUGGCAGCACCUGGCCUCCAACGGCAGUGCCUAUUUGAACAUGUUUGAACACAUCAGCCUCAUGACCCUGGACAGUCUGCAGAAGUGUGUUUUCAGCUUUGACAGCAAUUGCCAGGAGAAGCCUAGUGAAUACAUCAAUGCCAUCUUAGAACUUAGUGCCUUAGUGGCCAGAAGACACCAGAGGCUGCUUCUGCACGUGGACCUGUUUUAUUACCUCACCCAUGAUGGGAUGCGCUUCCGGAAGGCCUGCCGUCUAGUGCAUGACUUCACUGAUGCUGUCAUCCGGGAGCGGCGCCGCACCCUCCUUGAUCAGGGUGCUGAUGAUGUCCUCAAGGCCAAGGCCAAGGCCAAGGCCAAGACUUUGGACUUCAUUGAUGUGCUGCUGCUGAGCAAGGAUGAACAUGGAAAGUCUCUGUCUGAUGAGGACAUCCGAGCGGAGGCUGACACCUUCAUGUUUGGAGGCCAUGACACCACGGCCAGUGGGCUCUCCUGGAUCCUGUACAACCUGGCGAGGCACCCAGAAUACCAGGAGCGCUGCCGGCAGGAGGUGCGGGAGCUCCUGAGGGACCGCGAGCCUGAGGAGAUUGAAUGGGACGACCUGGCCCAGCUGCCAUUCCUCACCAUGUGCAUUAAGGAGAGCCUACGGCUGCACCCUCCGGUCACUGCAAUCUCCCGUUGCUGCACUCAGGACAUUAUGCUCCCAGAUGGUCGGGUCAUCCCUAAAGGUGUCAUCUGCCGAAUAAGUAUUUUCGGGACACAUCACAAUCCAGCUGUGUGGCCAGACCCGGAGGUCUAUGACCCCUUCCGCUUUGAUGCAGACAACGUCAAGGGCAGGUCACCCCUGGCUUUUAUUCCCUUCUCGGCUGGGCCCAGGAACUGCAUAGGACAGACUUUCGCCAUGAGCGAGAUGAAAGUGGCACUGGCGCUGACUCUGCUGCGCUUCCGCGUUCUGCCGGAUGACAAGGAGCCCCGCAGAAAGCCAGAGCUGAUCCUGCGCGCAGAAGACGGGCUGUGGCUGAAGGUGGAGCCGCUCAGCGCAGGCGCGCAGUGAUCUCUGAGCUGGCGUGGGGCGGCCCUAUCCAUCCACCCGCCUGUGCCUUUCCAGGAAUAAAAUUCUCUUGUCACCUUG
Messenger RNA from Mus caroli (Ryukyu mouse), 1702 nucleotides. RefSeq names its product cytochrome P450 4F3. Gene Ontology annotation, molecular function: arachidonate monooxygenase activity; heme binding; iron ion binding. Gene Ontology annotation, biological process: leukotriene B4 catabolic process; arachidonate metabolic process. NCBI's taxonomy places the organism in Eukaryota, Metazoa, Chordata, Mammalia, Rodentia, Muridae. The record is from RefSeq and is a predicted model, not a curated record.